Peromyscus leucopus (white-footed mouse) is the source of this 1305-nucleotide messenger RNA. It is a transcript of the gene Nemp2, whose product is annotated as nuclear envelope integral membrane protein 2. Lineage: Eukaryota; Metazoa; Chordata; Mammalia; Rodentia; Cricetidae. The record is from RefSeq and is a predicted model, not a curated record. The transcript is spliced from 9 exons. Gene Ontology annotation, cellular component: nuclear envelope. Bases 28 to 1293 code for a protein of 421 amino acids.
UGCGCCAUUUCCGCCUCUCCGGCCGCGAUGUCGCCGGGACCCUGGUGGCUGGUGCUCUGGCUGCCGCCCCUGGCCACGCUGCCCGCGGGCGCGGUGCGCGAGGAGGAGGCGGCGAUGUCAGUUCCAAGAUGUAAAUCUCUGAAGGAAAUGGACUUAAUUAAAACUUCUGUGUCAGACUGUUACUGCUACAAUCAAAAUUCACAAAUAGAGUGGAUGUAUGUGUGGUCAACUGUGCAGGUGACAGUUAGCAGUUCAGACCUGCUCAGAUUUGUAUAUGUCACAGGAAGUCAUAAUUGCCAGCAUCCAGAAACCAUCCUGUCAUUUAUCAAAUGUGUGGCUCAUAACUUUUGGGUACCAGAGGAGUCUAAGGAAAUGACCAUGGUCUUCAGUCCAUAUGGAGAAACUGUAUGCUUCUCUGUGAAGCCCAUCGGGAGGGUGUUCACCUACUCAGUAAGCGUGGACCGAAAGAUUGUGGAUUUCAAACUCUUCCUUGUGUUUGUGACAGGCAUCUUCCUCUUCUUUUAUGCAAAGACCUUGAGCCAAAGCCCUGUCUUCUAUUACUCUUCGGGUACCGUGUUAGGUGUUCUGAUGACGCUAGUCUUUGUCCUUCUGAUGUCGAGGAGAUACAUUCCAAAGCAUAGCACAUUUGGGGCGCUAAUGGUUGGUUGCUGGUUUGCUUCAGCUUAUGCUGUGUGCCGGUUGAUGGAAGAUCUGAAGUGGCUGUGGUGUGGACACAGAGUGUAUGUGUUAGGCUAUGUCUUGGUCGUCGGACUGUCUAGCUUUGCCACCUGUUACAGGCAUGGGCCUCUCACUGAUGAGUGGAGCAGAGGCCUUCUGAUGUGGACGCUGCGGUUCUUCUCCCUGGUCCUGGUCUACGCUGGUGUGGCCCUUCCUCAGUUUGCCUAUGCCGUUAUGGUCCUCCUCCUGUUCUCCUGGAGUCUGUGCUACCCACUGAGAGCACUCGGUUAUCUGAGGUGGAAAGUGAGGCAGUGGUUCACAACGGAACCGCUGAUGGUGAGGUACCUCACGGACGACGAGUACAGGGAGCAAGCUGAGGCAGAAACAACCAGCGCUCUCGAGGAGCUGCGCCGUGCCUGCUGCAGGCCCGACUUCCCUUCCUGGCUGGCUGUCUCCAGACUCCAGGCUCCUAAAAAAUUUGCAGACUUUGUUCUCGGGGCGAGCCACUUGUCACCGGAAGAAGUCAGCACACACGAAAAGCAGUAUGGCCUUGGGGGCGCCUUCUUGGAAGAGCAGCUCUUUAGCCUUCCUACGGACAGUCUCCCCGCAAGUUGACUUCAUUCUGAA